AUGCUUGUGCUUAAUGCCUAUGGUGGUGGAUAUCACGCCUGGGAUGUUCCUAAGAGCAAAUUCAUCCAUUUCCAGAAGGCCUCGUACGCGAUCACGCUCAUCUACGUUCCCAUGGUGUUUGUUGUCAAGCUGGCCCUGCUCUCCGUAAUGCUGCGGAUCUUCGCCCCGGACCCGCACAAGGUCAUGAUCAUCUACGCGAGCAUCAUCGUGCUUCUGCUCUACUACAUCCCGGCCUUAUUUAUCAAGAUCUUCUUCUGCAAGCCGAUUUCCGCAUAUUGGCAAGGCACCAGCCACGGCACCUGUAUCGACCAACAGAAGGUCAUCAUAGCCGACUCGGCCAUCAGCAUUGCCAGCGACCUUUGGAUCCUCAUUCUUCCAGUGCCGAUGCUGUGGUCGCUACAGAUGUCGAUAACCAAGAAACUACGGGUCCUCGGCAUUCUGGGGGCCGGAGGACUCGCCACUGCUUUUAGUAUCUGGCGCUUGGUCAUUAUGGUCAGGGAGGCACGGACAGCGGACACAACAUGGUUUUGGAUUCACUGCGUGUUGACUGCCAAUGCGGAAGCGGGUAUUGGACUGAUCUGUGCAUGUCUGCCCGUUUUGAGCUCGUAUGUCGUCUCUAUGAAGAACAAGAGCCGAAAGUCCACGCGCGGCAGUUACCAGCACAGUCACGAGCUCAGUAGAUGGAACAAACUCUCCAGCUCAAAGAGGAGCGCCAAUCACGACUCCUUGCUCAUGACACAGACUGACCAGGCGCAGCUCAUCUCGACCGUCGAGAGCAGUGAGCCGCAACAGGAGUCGACGGCAGGUCUUGAAGAGAGCUACCAUCCGCCGGAUCGUCCCGUCAUCCACAAGGAGGUUGUUAUGUCGCAGAGCUACGAAGUGGUAAAAUAG
Messenger RNA from Aspergillus pseudoviridinutans, 891 nucleotides. RefSeq lists its product as uncharacterized. Lineage: Eukaryota; Fungi; Ascomycota; Eurotiomycetes; Eurotiales; Aspergillaceae. Bases 1 to 891 code for a protein of 296 amino acids. The record is from RefSeq and is a predicted model, not a curated record. The transcript has 4 exons.